AACAUCACCGCAGUCUUUGCUGUCCUUUUGUCUUCCAGAUUCAUGUCAGAUUUGUUCCACCUGUUAUUGUUUAUAAGGAUAUAGAAUGCUUCCACUCUUAAUGGUGUUUUAAAUGUGGAUUUGAAGUAUGGAGAUUUCUCAGCUGGGAGUUUUAUGACUGACAACCGAGAGCUCUUCAAACCACUCAAAUUUACUCUCAAACAGCCGGUGAAUCUGUCUCGUCUGGUUCAGAUGCAACGCUGCUGUCUAGGAGCAAGCAGUGGUGAACACAGCGCUCUGCAAAUCUGCCAGAGGAGGAUUUGUGUGCUGCUAACCUGUUCCAGCUGAUCAACAAGCCAACCACUCAACCGAGACAGUGACAAUGUUUAAUUUCUGCAACUCACAUUGGCCUCUGUUGUUGUUUGCUGCCCUGUGGAGCCUCAGCUACCCCAGUUUGCUUACCGCCUGGCCGGGCAUCAGUCGGAGCAAGCCCAAGGACCAUCUGGACCCUAAUGUGAGGGACUGGGGAGACUAUUCAGAUCUCCCUCCAGGAAUCGAGCAGGGCUUAGGGUUGGAAGAAGACGGAGAACAUGGAGACAACAGAGGAGUUGCAGAGUCAACAACAAGUCUGGCUGCGGAGCUGGAUUUCCUGGCUGACUUUGCAGGUAAAAAGCGACUGUGGGUGAUAACAGCCCCAUCACACAAUGACAACUACCUUCGUAUGAUGGAGAAACAACUGGAAGACAUGGAGCAGAAAGGGCUGAAUUGCCGUCUUGCAGAAAGAGACACAUUCAUCAUCACCAUCAUCCAGAACGCCAUGAUGGAAGGUCGAAUCCAGAAAACAACUUUCCAAGGAGACGCCAUAGUAGAAAGCUUGGACCCGGACACAGUUACCAAACUGCUGCACUACCUGGAGCUUACCAACCAGGAGCAAGGGUUCACAAUGCUGGUUAUGAAGAAGAACCUUCUGGUCAGUGAGCGCUUCCCUUAUCCGGUCCGUGUAGAGGCGAUUUUGGAGCUCAUUGAUCAUUUCCCCAUGAGGAAGCUGGAGAUGAUGACCAGAAAAGAAGCCAACAUGAGGUGUAAAACCAUUAAAAAGAAGGUUGUGGUGACGAGGAAAAAGAUGAGGAAGAAGACUGGACCGAGCCCUCAGACGCAAGGGAAUGUGACUUCUAUCGUGGCAUCACAGAGACAGCCUCUCCUGGACAAAAAAGCUGCCCUGAAGAGUAAGAUUCAGGAUAUACUGAGUGGACGGAGAAGGUUUGUUAUCCGUAAAGAGCCAGCGGUGGGGUCCACGAGGGGAAAGGACUUGACCAGUGGUGGUCAGGUCACUUCUAACAGACAGGAAAAGGUGCCCAGCCCUCCAUCGGUGUCAAAGAGCAGUGAGGAACUGAAAAAAGACAGGACUGACUCCGCUGUGGAAGAAGGAAAGAAAAGACAUAAAAACAGUGAAAACAAGAAAGAGGAGAAAGCGAAGGAGGAAACACAGGAGAAACAGAGCUCUAAGAAAAAGGGCAAAGGGAAAAAAGGGAAGAAAGGGAAAGGAAGAGGGAAAAAGUCUAACAGAGAGGCCAGUGAGAAGGAUAAAGCUGCCCUGAAGGAGUUUUUGGACAGUUUGAAGGGGACAAGAAGGUUAAUGUUGAUCUCAACGCCCAGCAGUGAUGCAACGCUGUACACCCAGCAGAAAGAGGAGAAUGAGAAGCAGCACUGCAACCUCGCUAUCAGGAAGAUCACUGUUGCGACUAUUGUGGGUGAAGGAAGUGACGCCAUGCUCACAAUACAGCACCACCAGCUCGAGUCAGAGCCUCCCCUCAGCGACCAAUCAGAUCGUUUCUCAGAUUCAGGUCUGAUCUCUCUGUUGAGAACAGAGCUCGGCCUGUCUUCCCCCGACCUAUUUUCCAUGACUGUUUCAGACUACGACAUCAAGCCUGGUAGAGUCUUUGAGGCUCCUCCAUCAAGUCCCGCUCUGUUAGAAUACAUUGACAACUUUCCCUCAAGGCGUUCAGAAAAAGAAAAGGAAAGAAGGAGUCCUCCAAUCUGCUCCAAAGACAAGAAACCACCUGGACCUGAGAAUUCACUGCUCAGGUUCAUGUCUAAGAGGAGACUGCUGCUUAUCUCUGCUCCCUCUGAGGACGACUACUCCUUCCAACAGCAACUCUCUGCUCUCAGUGGACAGGGGUGUCACCUGGGCAUUCGCCACUUUGCCAUGUUGAAGCUGACUGGUACUGGAGACAAAGCAUCAGGAACUGUUGAGUUAUUUCCCCUAAAUGGUCGUAGUCAGAGUGAAGUUGAGCCGUUGCCCCGUGACACAGUCAACAAUAUGAGAGAACAGCUGAAGAUCAGUAAGGACUAUUUUAGCAUGCUGGUUGUUGGGAAGGAUGGUGAUGUCAAGGCGUGGUUCCCAUCACCCAUGUGGUCCUUGGAUAACAUCUACGACCUGGUGGACUCCAUGGAGCUCCGUCUUCAGGAGGAGAAGCUGCAGAAGAGACUGGGGAUCUCUUGCCCUGACGACAGAGGGAGAGGAGGCAGCGAGGGGGAGCACUAUCGUGGCUAUGAUGAAGAGGGGGCGGAGGAGACGUACUUGUAUCACCGGUCAGAGGAAUAAUGAAAAAGAAUGAAGAACGUGCAGUGAAGUGAAGAAGAGCUACGCACAUGAACACAUGGACUACACACAAGCACACUAUUAAACAAAGACCUCAUAAACUCAUCUUCAGGACUCCCAGGAUUCAAUUUAUAGAUUCUAACUAGAUUAUGACAUAUCUGUUGAACACCACAAUAAUAAGCUGAAUAUUUUAUGUUUGCAAGUAAUACAUUUGAAAAGCUAUACUGGAAUACUGGAAUGGUUUCAGUCCAAAAAAGUCUUAAUAAAAAGCUGAUUAAAGCAAAUAAUAAACAGAAAGUCCAUCCAAGGCCGAGCAGAUUGUGUUUUUUGGCAGCACGUCAGUCUUUUUCACAUUCACUGUGUAAAAUAUACAAUUCCUCAGCUGAAAUGUUGUAAUUUAAAGUAAACAAAUGUUCUCUGAGCUUAAACAUCUGUUUUUAAAGAGCUGCAGCCUUGACUCACCUCAGGGUCAGUAAAGUUUUUGAUGCUGGACUCAUUGCAUGCUUCAGGCCAUUCUUUUAUAGUGUUCUUUAAAAAGCUUGAUUUAAACGCAAAGGUUUUUGAGUUGUUGAAUAAAAAACAUCACACCAUCUGUGUACCCAAGAAAAGUACCACAUCUUCUGUAGCCACUUUAAUUUCAGUAAAUGCCAUACAAAUAAACAAACAUAUAGACUUUUUUUUCAUUUAAAGGUACAUGUGUCUCACACAAACAAUUUAGCACUUUUAAAAGCCAUAUUUUUAAAUCAUAAAAGGUAUAGUAUGCACCAU
Molecule: messenger RNA, 3349 nt
Organism: Larimichthys crocea (large yellow croaker)
Lineage: Eukaryota; Metazoa; Chordata; Actinopteri; Sciaenidae
Gene: ccdc80l2
Product: coiled-coil domain containing 80 like 2
Exons: 12
Coding region: 362-2584 (740 amino acids)
Biological process (GO): positive regulation of cell-substrate adhesion; extracellular matrix organization
Cellular component (GO): basement membrane
Source: RefSeq, a predicted model, not a curated record